CCCACCCCGCAUAAUUACAUCCACACGAGCGUGAAAGUUGUUUGAGUUGGCGUCAAUCAACAACGCAAGAAACUCCACCGUGACCACCUCAACUUAGUUGGUGAUCAGAAUAAGUUCCACUGCGAAUAAUUAUGAUGAUAUAUCGUUGACUAAGAAGACUCGUGAUAUGUAGUUUAUUAACUUACUGAGGUUGGACUGCUUCCUUCUUUGACAAAAGUGCUGCAAUUGCUCAGUAUCGUCACAAAGGAACUCUGCUGGCUGGCUAGCUAGCUAACUCGCACGAGCAAAGAAGAUCCAUUUAACUAUUUCUUAGGCAUAGCCCAGUUAGAACACUAUUUAGCUAGCUACCCAUUAAAAACACGCACUGACUUGAAUAGUUAUCAACGUGAAGUAGCUAAGAUCUCAGAGGGAACAGGUAGCCGCUGUUUUAGCUUGAGUGAGAACUCCCCAGUCAAGUUCUAGAAGUUGGGUAUUCUAGCAUUUACCAGAAAUCCAACGAGAGCUAACUAAAACCUUGAGUUGCAGCCGUCUUGGGAAGAUGUCUUGCCGAAGCGGAGUCAGCCAGACCCGGGGAGACACUUCUGGUCCACAGCCUUUGAGAGCAACAGUUCCAUUCCAGCUGCACAGCAAAGCACAGACCAGCUUGAAAAAUGGCAAGUCCGAGAAGAAGACCAAAGUGCGACAGGUGACCCCUGGGAUGCGGCGGACACUCUCUCUGGAUGCCAUUGUGGGCCCUUACCUGCAGGGCCACUGGCCCAAAGAGCCAGAGGGCCAGGCAGGCCUCUGCAGGAAGAACCAAUCAACCCAGACGCCUGACUCGUGGUCAGACGAGGCUUCGAUCAGGAAAGGCAGCGAGGGGCACAAACGCUCUGCAUCGUGGGGCAGUGCUGAGCACCUACAGGAGUUUGCCAAGCUGAAACACCUGCUGCAAAGGUCCGAAAAGGUCCGCCACCACUACCUUCAAGGCAGCUACUCCCCAGGCACCACACAGCCUAUCCCACCCACCCCCCUGUACAAGCUAACCCCUCGUCUGCGCCGCAGCGUGGAGGGCCUCAACCAGGAGCUGGAGGGCAUGUUCGUGUGCCAGCCGCCCCACCACCAGUGCUGGAUUCUGGAGGUUCCUGACGGCCACAGGGCUCCAGUUCCACCACUGAGCUGCAGCAGUGGCUCCCAGAGCGACCCCUCCACCACGCCCCUCUCCCCCACACCCUCACCCUGCUCCUCUUUCUCCCCCUCUUCUGUAGAAGACCUACCUGUGAAUCAGGACCCAGGUGUGGCGGAGGGUGCAGAGCUGUGUCUCCUGUCAUCCCAGGGUGGGUGGGAGCCAUCCCCCUUGCUGCUCUCCUCCUCGCCCCGGCCCAACAAGAGCUACUGCUUCCAGAGGGAGCCCCCCGAGGGCUGCGAGAAGGUCCGCGUGUGUGAGGAGACCAGCUUUCCACACCUAGCCCAGUCCUCGCUCCUCUUCUCCUCCUGCCCCGACCCCAACAAGGUGAACUUCACCCCCCACGGCGUCUCUGCAUUCUGCCCGGUCAGCCUGCUCAAGCCCCUGCUCCCAUCCAUGGACCUGCUGUUCCGCAGCCUGGCUGUGGCCCCAGCCACGGGCUGCUCUGGCCAGGGUGCAGACCCCUACCAGGCCCCCUCGCCUGGGUACCUGGGGCCUCACCCCGACUCGGUCACCACUGCCAUGUAAAAGAGGCUACGUUAAAGGGGGAAAUGUCAAGGCAGCGGUAUGUUUUGAAAACUACAUUACACAUCAUGAGGACUUCUUGGUUACUCUCCCCAGCCUUGUUGAUUGUGGCCCCCCCCCAAAUUAAACACAAUGUUUCAAAGUGCUCGAAGACAGCCUUUUUACCAACCAUGCUCCAGUUUAGUAAGAGUUUACAAACUUGUUACUGUUGACCAAAAAUGUCAGGGAAUAUUUUUUGGACAGUAGUGGCUUCCAUUUUCAUUUCUCUUGUCUUCAUCAUAGCUUUUUUAAAGUGUCAUUGGCUGUGCUCUGACUUUUUUUUUCUUUUUUUUCCCCUUAUCCGUAUUGAAAAGACAUGACACACCAGCUGACUUUUGGCCUUUAACCUUGGGUGCCAACCACAGUCGCUGCCACAUUGAAAGUGGUCUGAAAUGUAUUAACUUGUGGACCAAUAGCCACUGAGAGGCAAGCAUACUUUUAUAAAAGGAUCAAUUUAUUUGGUCAUUUUUGUUAGAAAAGAAAAUGUAAAAAAAAAUAACAUGAAGAAGAAAUAGACAAUGUGUGAGGUUAUGUUAUUUGCUUGAAUCAGUCCCCAAGAUGACAUUUGCUUUUUUAGAACAGAUCGGUCCAUAAGGGUUUCGAAUCGGAACAUAAUUAGAUUUUCUAUGUUAGGAUGGUACAUAUAACACUGCGAGUCAUUGGCUUGUCAAUGGCUAUAGUCAUUUUUGCAACAAUUCUGAUCUUUUGUAUUAAUGUUCAUUAGUCCCUAUCUUAUGAUGCUCAAAAGACACUGCGUUGCUUCAACAUUUGGUAGGAUGGUGUAGGGUAGUCUUGUCGCUUUGACCAAACUACUAACCAUCUUUUAUUCUCUGGAAGAGCAAUGUUUCCUAUGAUUUUUCUAGGGGACGAUGCUUCACCCCUCACUUUAUGCACAUUGAACUCGACAUUGAACUAGUUUUGGAUUUUAGGAGCCUGUUGGCCCACUUCUCUUUUAAUGGUGAUUCAGAUUUUCCCUCUCUUUGUAUGUAAGGUGUCUUGGGAAAGCUUGUACUCUUUGGAAAUGUAAUGUUCUGCUCUGGAUUAGUUUGUGUAUUGUAGAAAAAGGCUGCUGUCAAAUACCAGUUAAUUAUUUAAGUUAUUAGAAAAGGAGGCAAAUGUUCUUCACCAAAAUCUGGUUGCUUUUAGUAUUUAAAUAUAUUUAUAUAGAAUUUUCAAUUGAGAAAAACUUUUUUAACCUUAAAGUAACACACACAUGCAGAUGUAUUUUUUUUCCCCCUUAACCAUCUUAGUGUUCUCAUACAAGGCAUGACAAAUCAGUUUGCCACAUUUGUGUUAAGUGGAACAUAGUGCUCGAUGAAUUAUAUUUUUCUUUCUUGCAUGCUUUUUAAUUAUUUUUCUAAUAGCCUAGUUUUAUAUAGGUAAUAAGAUGAGUCUUGGUGACUUUUCCUUUUUUCCCCUGCUUUUCCUCUUGAUGGUGAAAGAAGACAUUUAUAGAAGUUUGGUGCUAUUUCUGUUAAUGUUUAGUGCCUCUAUUUUUGUUUCAAAUAAGGCGAUGUAUACAUGUUAAUCAGAGCAUAGCUCUUCUAGUUGUGUAUAUAUGUGUAUAGCUCCGUGGGGACUCUUACGACACUGACUACCUAUGUAGUGGUCUAGAGUCAUCUGAUCUCGUUGGUAAAUGUUGAUGAUUUUCUUGAUGUUUAUUUUUUUUCUUCCUCUACCAAGGUUACAAGAUCAAGUUAAUUGAGAAUCUUUGCACAAAGUGACAGCUAUUUCUUUCCAUUUGCAAUUUCUAUUGUUUAUGUUGUACUUUAGAGUAACCUUGUUUUGGUGUAUGAAUGUAUUUUGGUAUAUUUUUCAGUUAUCUGCAACAUAAGCUAAAGAAGGUUC
This is a messenger RNA of Oncorhynchus mykiss (rainbow trout), 3574 nucleotides long. NCBI's taxonomy places the organism in Eukaryota, Metazoa, Chordata, Actinopteri, Salmoniformes, Salmonidae. The record is from RefSeq and is a predicted model, not a curated record.